Messenger RNA from Talpa occidentalis (Iberian mole), 1059 nucleotides. RefSeq names its product inhibin subunit beta C (gene INHBC). Gene Ontology annotation, biological process: SMAD protein signal transduction; BMP signaling pathway. The transcript has 2 exons. The record is from RefSeq and is a predicted model, not a curated record. Gene Ontology annotation, molecular function: cytokine activity; hormone activity; growth factor activity. Gene Ontology annotation, cellular component: extracellular region. NCBI's taxonomy places the organism in Eukaryota, Metazoa, Chordata, Mammalia, Eulipotyphla, Talpidae. Bases 1 to 1059 code for a protein of 352 amino acids.
AUGCGCCCCUCACUGCACCUGGCCUUCCUAUUGCUGGCUCUGGCCACCAUGGCCACUCCCAAGGCUGACAGUCAGUGUCCGGCAUGUGGGGGGCCCGCCUUGGACCUGGAGAGUCAGCGGGAGCUGCUUCUUGACCUGGCCAAGAGAAGCAUCUUGGACAAGCUGCACCUCAGCCAGCGCCCACACCUGAGCCGGCGAGUGUCCAGAGCGGCUCUAAGGACUGUGCUGCAGCGCCUCCGGGGGACCCCUCGGGGCGCCUUUUGGGAGACUGACAGGGGACAGGAAUAUGAGAUCAUCAGCUUUGCUGAGACAGGCCUCUCCGACAUCAACCAGACCCGUCUUGAUUUCCACUUCUCCUCUGACCGAACCCCCGGCGGCGUGGAAGUCCAGCAGGCCAGCCUUAUGUUCUUCGUGCAGCUUCCUUCCAGGGCCGUCUGGACUUUGAAGGUGAGGGUCCUUGUGGUGGGCUCACAGGACGCCAACCUCACCUCAGCUACUCAGCAGCUGCUCCAGGUGAAUGCUAGCGGCUGGCACCAGCUUCUUCUGGGGCCUGAAGCGCAGGCUGCCUGCAGCCAGGGGCACCUGACCCUAGAGCUGGUUCCUGAAGGCCACGUGGCCCAGCGUGCAGUCCUUCUGGGUGGGGCUGCCCAUCGGCCUUUCGUGGCGGCUCAGGUAAGACAGGGGGGCAAGCACCGGGUGAGCCGACGAGGCAUCGACUGCCAGGGAGGCUCCAGGAUGUGCUGUCGACAAGAGUUCUUUGUGGAUUUUCGUGAGAUUGGCUGGCACGACUGGAUCAUCCAGCCCGAGGGCUACGCAAUGAACUUCUGCACAGGGCAGUGCCCGCUGCACGUGGCGGGCAUACCUGGCAUUGCCGCCUCCUUUCACACCGCAGUGCUCAACCUUCUCAAGGCCAACACGGCCGUGGGCACGACCGGAGGGGGUUCGUGCUGUGUGCCCACAGCCCGGCGCCCGCUGUCGCUGCUCUACUACGACAGGGACAGCAACAUCGUCAAGACCGACAUACCUGACAUGGUGGUGGAGGCCUGCGGGUGCAGCUAA